UAGGAACUCCAUAUUUAUUCCGGAAGGUAGGGAUAAGUUGGGUUUUUGUCUAUUUAUCUCGACUUUAUUAAGUCGGAUAGAACUAUUAAAAGAGAUGAAAAAGGGGGCAAUGGAGAAUGAUCUGGGUGAUCAAGGGGUGGUAUGCUCAAACACAAAAUUUGAGGAUUAUGUGACUGUGGAUACUGUAUCCUCCAUGCUCUUUGAGGAGGAUUUAUUCUUGAAUGGCUAUUUAUCUUCUUCUAUUAGUCCCCUUGAUACCGAAUGCUUUAAUAGAGAGAUUGUUACUUUGAGGGAGGAAUGUCCUAAGGAUGUGCCUAGGGAAGCGGAGGAGGAUAUUGUAAGGGAAGUUAUGCAUGCUACACCUAUUCAAGUUUCACUCCCUAUGCAGAUUGAGCAUAGAGUAAUCAAAGGUGUUUCUCAAUCUGAUUCAGACGAUGCUUCUGAUGGCUCUUCGGGUUAUGAUUCAGAUAAAGAGUUGCUUGCUCGUUUAAGUGAUCCUAAUUACAAAACAGCAACUCAAAUUGAGCUCAGACGAAGUGCUCGCCUUCAGGCUAAAAAUAAGGGAUGCUAAAGAAUUUGUGAUGCCUUUUACGCACGCUUUGGGAUUUUUUUGGGGGUCAAGUUAAUUGGGUGCUAAGACAAGAAAUGGUGUGCAGGGGUGCAAUUAGCAUGGGUGAGCAAAGCUGAAAUUUAUUGACUAGGGAUUGAGAUUCACACUUACAAUUUUAAUUUGGAGGAUGGCCUUAGUUUUUCUCUAAAUAGCUUUAAAUUCUCUUCCCUCAUUAGCGAUUGUACUUUUUUAUUUUCAUUAAUAAAAUGUUUCUUUUCAAAAAAAAAAAGAUGAAU
This is a messenger RNA of Cuscuta epithymum, 846 nucleotides long. The record is from the annotation of a GenBank genome assembly. NCBI's taxonomy places the organism in Eukaryota, Viridiplantae, Streptophyta, Magnoliopsida, Solanales, Convolvulaceae.